Molecule: messenger RNA, 2353 nt
Organism: Cygnus olor (mute swan)
Lineage: Eukaryota; Metazoa; Chordata; Aves; Anseriformes; Anatidae
Gene: RALYL
Product: RALY RNA binding protein like
Cellular component (GO): nucleus
Molecular function (GO): RNA binding
Source: RefSeq, a predicted model, not a curated record
CACAUCUUAUCAGCCCCCCUUGUGAGGGCUGCAGGGUCCUGGCGGCUCCCUCGGCCUCGAUGCAGAAAACCCCCUGCCCGCUGCGAUCCCCUGCUUUUCUGCAGGACGCAUCUGCCCUGGAGCUGAUCAGUCCUGGGUAUUGUCCACUAAGGUACCAUUCUUGAGCAGGGAGGCUGGAUGGUCCCUUCCAACCUCAACCACACUGUGAUUCUAUGCAAUGUUGAUGUUGUGGAAACACUGUCAAACUCAGGACAAAUUAACAGCACUGUGUUCCUUCAGUUCUCUUCUUUAAAAGAUCAACUGUCAUUGCUCACAGGGUGCAUCCUUGGACAAGUCACUUAGAUGCAGAUCCUGAAAGGUUUUCAAGGCUCCAAUUAAUUCCAAAGACAUCUUUAAAGGGUUAAAGCCAAGUAAUCCAACCAUGACCGGCAAAACACAGACCAGCAAUGUCACCAAUAAGAAUGACCCGAAGUCCAUCAACUCUAGAGUCUUCAUUGGUAAUCUGAACACAGCCAUUGUCAAAAAAGGUGACAUCGAAGCGAUCUUUGCAAAGUAUGGAAUAGUUGGCUGCUCAGUGCACAAAGGUUACGCAUUUGUACAGUACAUGAGCGAGAGGCAUGCAAGGGCUGCAGUGGCAGGAGAGAACGCCAGAAUCAUUGCAGGGCAGCCACUAGAUAUCAACAUGGCAGGAGAACCAAAACCAUACAGACCAAAACCUGGCAACAAGCGGCCACUUUCAGCACUUUACAGACUUGAAUCAAAGGAGCCUUUUCUGUCCGUUGGGGGUUACGUCUUUGAUUAUGAUUACUACAGAGAUGAUUUCUACAAUCGGUUGUUUGAUUAUCAUGGCCGGGUCCCUCCCCCACCCCGUGCAGUGAUACCACUGAAGCGUCCUCGUGUGGCUGUGACAACAACUCGCAGAGGCAAAGGAGUUUUCUCCAUGAAAGGAGCAUCACGAUCCACCUCAAGUGGGGCUUCUUCCUCAGGAUCCAAAUCACCCACCUGUCUUCCCCUGCCCCUUAUGUGGAGUGAUACUGCCCUUGGAAGCGUCACUGGAAGAGGAAGAGAAAGAUCAGUGAAAUCAGAUGAGUUGCAAACAAUCAAGAAGGAAUUAACCCAAAUCAAAACAAAAAUUGACUCCUUGCUAGGGAGACUGGAAAAGAUUGAAAAGCAGCAAAAAGCUGAAGCAGAAGCUCAAAAGAAACAAAUGGAAGAUAAUGCUGAUUUGAUUCAAGAGGAAUGCAUAUCAGAGAAUGCAGAUAACUCUACAGAAGAGCCUAUUGAAGGAGGGCCAGAUGCAGAUGGGGAUGGAGAAGAGAUGACUGAUGGGAUAGAGGAGGAUUUUGAUGAGGAUGGCAGCAAUGAGCUGUUUCUACAGAUCAAGUGAUGAGAUGCAAUGUGUGAAUCCCCUGAAGGCUGAGAAGAGAAACUCUGACUUCCCAACAGAAAAUUGUGAACCGUGGUUUCUUACUGGCUAGCAAGACCUUUGAUUCAAUUUGUACAAAAAUGCAAUUUACUUAUUAAAAAGGACAUUACUGUUAAAAUAUUAGAAAUUCCAUUUCUUAUAUGUUCUAAGCUGUACAAUUGUCAGAUUUUUAUGGUUUAGAUUGUAAAUGUGUUUUUCUCUGGCUAAUUAUUGGUAUUAUUUUUUUAAUUUCGAUGUCUUAAAGGCCAAUGUACUGUAUCAUAAUAAUAUGAAGGACAUAUUUAACAGAUGUGAGAAACACUGUAUUCAAAUGUAUAUUUCUAAGAGCUAUUUUUAUGAUUAGCAUGUUUUACCAUAUUUAGAGUCAGUUGAUAUUGCACUUCUUUGUUUACAGCUUAAUUCAAACAAGAUCAUUAUAAUUAGUGUCACACUUAGAUACUUUGUAUGGUAUUUUCCGUUAUUUUAUUUAUUAUAUUUGUCAUUUAAAAUAAUCAUGUUUACCAAUAGAGAUAGCUGAUAAAAAGUAAAAAUGACAAAAUAUGAGAGCAAUCCUUGAUAAACUGUAAAUUUGGUCCACUUGUUAAUCCCUUUAAUCAGCUAAGUGCUUUCUGUGAUGCCACUCACUAGGCAGUUGUUAGAGCUGUAUCUGCAAAUCUUUAAAGGCAGUUUUUUGUUACCAUAUGAGAAGUUUACACGGAAGCCAAUUUCCUGUCUAGCCAGGUACAUUCCUUACAGGCUGUCAAUACCUGAGAGCCUAAGUUGUCUUACUGAUUGUUUUAUUGGUUGUUUUAUUUUUUGGCAGUAGUCUUUCCACUCUCAAACUCCUAACACCUUUCUACAAGCCUGAAGUUGGAAUGAUUAAUUAUUACAGAUGUUGUAGGGGUAAUCUUAUCAUAGAGUUUCUGAAUAAAUAUUUCCUUUCAAACA